This is a messenger RNA of Staurois parvus, 468 nucleotides long. Lineage: Eukaryota; Metazoa; Chordata; Amphibia; Anura; Ranidae. The record is from the annotation of a GenBank genome assembly.
AGGUCUCGGGCCCCCAGGCGGAGCGGCGGGCGCCGGACCCCCAGGCGGAGCGACAGGUCUCGGGCCCCCAGGCGGAGCGGCGGGCGCCGGACCCCCAGGCGGAGCGACAGGUCUCAGGCCCCCAGGCGGAGCGGCGGGCGCCGGACCCCCAGGCGGAGCGACAGGUCUCGGGCCCCCAGGCGGAGCGGCGGGCGCCGGACCCCCAGGCGGAGCGACAGGUCUCGGGCCCCCAGGCGGAGCAACGGGCGCCGGACCCCCAGGCAGAGCGACAGGUCUCGGGCCCCCAGGCGGAGCGGCGGGCGCCGGACCCCCAGGCGGAGCGACAGGCGGAGCGACAGGUACCGAGUCACCAGGCACGACAGUGGGCUCCGAGUCAACUGGCAUGACCACUGGCACUGGGUCAGACAUUGGAUCGUCUGGCUGGACAGCGGGCAUCGGGUCACCAGGCAUCAGGUCAUUUGGCUCGAC